Messenger RNA from Zingiber officinale, 3100 nucleotides. RefSeq lists its product as uncharacterized. The coding region runs from base 89 to 1462 and encodes 457 amino acids. The transcript has 8 exons. The record is from RefSeq and is a predicted model, not a curated record. NCBI's taxonomy places the organism in Eukaryota, Viridiplantae, Streptophyta, Magnoliopsida, Zingiberales, Zingiberaceae.
UCGUCGACGUCGACCUCCCUUGUCUUUUCCACUCAGCCAAAUAAUCCAUCCGCCGUACCGGCGUCGGCAACCGCACAUCCUCUUUGCUAUGCCUACAUCCGCCGCCAUCGACGGCCAUUAUCCACCCCAUCUCGUGCAGAGGGGCGAUGCGUCCUCAGAGGCAGCGGAGCGCCGGCUCCAGGAAGCAGAGAAAAGGCUGCGUGAGGCGAUCGAGGAGUUACAGCGCCAUCAUAAUGCCAGGCGUUCGGACGAAGGCGGAUGUGGUGGAGACAUGUUACCCUGCUGCGACCAUGACGACUCCUGCAUCGCUCACGCCAUCGGGAACCUGUGCCAGAGUUUUCUUCUCUCAUACGGAGUUAGGGUUGGGAUCGGUAUCCUCCUCCGAGCGUUCAAGCUCGCCAGGCGCCAGUCUUAUUCCUCAAUCAUUGACCUUAAGCAACUUGUUUCUGAGAAAGAUCUGAUUGUAAGAGAAGAAGCUUGCCGUAUUGGAUUACUUUUUGGUGGCUUUACAGGUUCUUACCAUGCUCUUAGGUGCUUUUUAAGAAAGUUCAGGAGGAAAGAGACACCAAUUAAUGUAAUAGUAGCCGGUUCAGUUGCAGGUUUAUCGAUAUUAGCAUUGGAUGAUCCAAGUAGACAGCGUACUCUUGCACUAUAUCUUCUAGCCAGGCUUGCACAGUGUGCCUAUAAUUCAGCCAAAUCCAAGAACAAGUUUCAUCUUUGGGGAAGUCACUGGAGACAUGGUGACUCUUUGCUCUUCUCUUUGGCAUGUGCCCAGGUUAUGUAUGCAUUUGUAAUGAGACCCGAGAGCUUACCCAAAGCAUAUCAAGAUUUUAUUCAAAAAACUGGGCCAGUUGCAGAGCCUGUUUACAAAGCUGUCAGAGAAUGUUGUAGGGGUGGACCUGUUGACAUUGUAUCUCUAUCAGCAUAUUUAUCAAAGAAGGACUGCAGUUCAGUGAACUUGAUGGAGCAUCUUUCCAUUAUUCCCUGUUCUAUAAUUCAUCCUGACUCAAAUUCUUGCCUUGUUCACAAUGCAACUGCUGCAUCAGAAACAUUUAGGAAAACAUUUCCUUUGUACUUCUCUUUGACAUACGUGCCAUUUGUGGUUCUUCAUCUACAGAAGUUCCUGGAGUCUCCUGCUUGGACAUCAUGGCGUGCUCUUCUGGGUGCAGUUCGCUCAACUUCUUUCUUGUCUGCUUUUGUAGGAGUCUUCCAGGGUGUCAUUUGUUUACACCGGAAGGUUGCAAGUAACGAUCACAAACUCAUUUAUUGGUUUGCUGGUGCAAUAUCUGCUCUUUCCGUACUGUUGGAAAAGAAAGCUAGAAGAGCAGAACUAGCUCUCUAUGUGCUUCCACGAGCUGUGGAUUCAGUAUGGUAUAUUUCAGUCAAUCGUCAUCUCCUUCCUCGUAUAAAGAACGCUGAGCUGCUAAAGGGGUUACCGAAAAGACAAACUCAUGGACGUUGAUGUCUUACCUAUUAUGUUACAAGUGGAGGCUAAUAAUGUUAAUGCACUAGUUAAGUUUAAUGCAGAGAUCUACAAACUCCUAAAUGGCAGAGCCUGCCUUUACACUGAUCAUUUUCUAGAAGGCCCUUGGUUCUGAGAUUUGCUUAUCAUCAUUUUUGUCGUUGAAGGUUGUGAUACACAGAUUGUUGUUUCGGCUGUUAUUGUCGAAUGUUCUUGUCCAUUUGCUACUCUCUCAGAUCUUAAGAUGACUGCUAUAUAUAUUAUAAAAGAGAAUUUUUGCAUUUCUGAAUCUCAUUGUGUCUACAAAACAACUGAUGUUGAUCACAAGACAGAUGAAAAGUUUGAGGGUUGAAUUAGGCCCUAGUCAGUUAACAUCAAAAUUUGUCAAUAUCUAUGAUACCAUGUACAAAAAAUUAAUAUAGCAGAGAUGUACAUGUAGAGUUAUAAGAAAAGAUGAAAUAAAAUAAAAUAAAACUAAUAAUUGAGAGUAGUUAAACGUAGCUUCAAUUAAUGAUUAAAUGAGAGAAAAUAGGUUGAAAUGGUAUGGAUACGUUGAAAGAUGACUGAUAGACGCUGAUUUAUUUAAUUUGAAUCUUAAUAGUGAUAUUGACUUGCAUAAAAUUAACGAAGUUAAAAGGUUUCAAAUUGUUGGGAGGUAUAUGGCUUGAUGAUAAUGAAUCUCGUUAUGUUUCUUUGGUAUUCAUUUUUUUCACAUGAUUACAAUGUCUCUGAAUUGACAAGGACAUCUGCUCCUUCAAAUUUCACAUUGUAGUAAUUCAGGUCGCCUAUGUCUAGCAAAUAGAUUUAGGAAGAACAUAAUUUACUGUCAUUCUGCCCUGGUAUGUUUCUUGGAACUGCAGGUUGCUCUAUUCUGUCUCUGCAUGGGAGGUAUUAUGUUCUACUUGGAACAUGAACCAGACACAAUGGCUCCUUUUCUGAGGGGCCUCAUCCGCCGGUUUCUGGCUAGUAGAAUAAGCAAUCCUAGCCCUUCCUCAAACAUGAAUGCAUCCUACUCUUAUAUACCGAAUCUAGGACAGCAAGAAAGCAAGAAAAGUGAAGAGAAGGAUGAAAGUGCAACUUCAGCAAAGUACAACCUUGAGUCGAUCCCUGGACUGUAGUCCAGAUCUCUCUAUUUUGGAAAAGAGGGAUCGGAGAAAUUGGCAUUAACAUCAGUAAGUGCAUAUAUCGCAACUCCUCUUCCUGCUAUUGGAGCCAGCUAAAGGAUUUAUCAAUAGCUAAAGGAUUUAUCAAUAGCUAAAGGAUUUAUCAAUUGCUAAGUUUCACUUGGUUCAUUUAACUUCUAAGGAAUGUAAGUUCCAUUCCUUCUUAGUAUAGCGUUUCUGAUCUGAGCUCAUAUGGCCCAAGGAGACCACAAAGAACAGAUCAUUUAUUCUUUUGUUAUCAGUCUCGUAGUAUGAUUGUUCAAUGUAUUGCCCCAUUGGUUAAAGCACCUCAUUAUGCUUAUCAAAAAUAUUGAGCAGGUUGUGGCCUCUGGGUUCUGUUAGUGUUCUAGUUUGGCUCAGGGAAUAAUGAAUUUGAUUGUGCCCUGCCAUUUUCAUGUGUGUUUUCCCAAGUUCAACUUUGUAUCUUUGGAAUAACACAUUUGUUUGCAGCAGUUCAUACUUCGUUGCUCCCAUA